UCCGCCCGCCCUCGGCUCCGCCGCCGCCGCGUUCGCGAUGCUGUCCCGGUCCCGCUGCGUGUCCCGGGCGUUCAGCCGUUCACUCUCCGCCUUCCAGAAGGUACGGCCCGGCCCGGCCGGAGCAGGGCCCCGUCGGGGGAAUUGCCUUCUAGGGAGACGUUCCCUACCUGGGGUCUCGUUAUGUCAGGGACCAGGUUACCCUGACAGCAGGAAGACUGUCAUUAACAGCAGCAGUGUCUUCAGUGUUCGUUUCUUCAGAACUACAGCCGUGUAUAAGAAUGAUGUGAUUACGGUCAAUACCCCAGCUUUUGCGGAAUCUGUCACGGAGGGGGAUGUCAGGUGGGAGAAAGCUGUUGGAGACUCAGUUGCAGAAGAUGAAGUGGUUUGUGAGAUUGAAACUGACAAGACAUCUGUGCAGGUUCCAUCACCAGCAAAUGGCGUGAUUGAAGCUCUUUUGGUACCUGAUGGGGGAAAAGUAGAAGGAGGCACUCCUCUUUUCACACUCAGGAAAACUGACGCUGCUCCUGCUAAGGCUAAGCCAGCUGAAGCUCCCGCUGCUGCAGCCCCCAAAGCAGAGCCAGUGGCAUCAGCAGUUCCUCCUCCACCUGCAGCACCCAUACCCACUCAGAUGCCACCGGUGCCCUCACCCACACAACCUCCUGCUAGCAAACCAGUAUCUGCAAUAAAACCCACUGCUGCUCCACCAGUAGCUGAGCUAGAAGCUGGCAAAGGUCUGCGUUCAGAACACCGGGAGAAAAUGAACAGAAUGCGGCAGCGCAUUGCUCAGCGUCUGAAGGAAGCCCAGAAUACAUGUGCAAUGCUGACUACUUUCAAUGAGGUUGACAUGAGUAACAUUCAGGAGAUGAGGGCUCGGCACAGAGACGCUUUUCUGAAGAAACAUAACCUCAAACUAGGCUUCAUGUCGGCAUUUGUGAAGGCCUCAGCCUUUGCCUUGCAGGAGCAGCCUGUCGUAAAUGCAGUGAUUGACGAUGCAACCAAAGAGGUGGUGUAUAGGGAUUAUAUUGACAUCAGUGUCGCAGUGGCUACUCCACGGGGUCUGGUGGUUCCCGUCAUCAGGAAUGUGGAAGCUAUGAAUUUUGCAGAUAUUGAGCGAACCAUCAGUGAGCUGGGAGAGAAGGCCCGAAAGAAUGAACUUGCCAUUGAAGAUAUGGACGGUGGCACUUUCACCAUUAGCAACGGCGGCGUUUUUGGCUCGCUCUUUGGAACACCCAUUAUCAACCCCCCUCAGUCUGCCAUCCUGGGCAUGCACGGCAUCUUUGAUAGGCCGGUGGCCGUGGGAGGCAAGGUGGAGGUGCGGCCCAUGAUGUACGUGGCACUGACCUACGACCACCGGCUGAUUGACGGCAGAGAGGCAGUGACUUUCCUCCGCAAAAUCAAGGCAGCAGUAGAGGAUCCCAGAGUCCUCCUACUGGACCUUUAGGACGAAGCCACAUGCCCUCCAAAUCGACCAUGCAGGAACUGAAAACCAGUCUUCUCCCUGUCCCCUCACAGGUCCUGGGUUAGCCUGGUGGCACUCAGGCACAUGUUGGUGGCCUCAGGCAAGGAAACUGGGGCACUAUGUAACCAGCAGUCGCAGGUCUUCUUUUCUUGGCGUUCCUGCCAGGCUCUCUCCCUCUCUGCAGUGUUCUCUUAUACUCGAAUACUUGAGAGAGAGAGAGAGUCUUAAAGGAUGCUCACUAAUAUUCCUGCCCUUCUUCCAUCAGCUCUCUGCAGAGAUGAUUUUGCUUCUCCCCAGUGCCAGUAUAUAAUAGGGAAAUCACCGGGACCAUGUGAUUCUUAAGUUUCUAUCUUGUGACAGUCCACUCUCCAGAGACAUGCCUAGGAGGCUCCCGGCCUCCCAAGCUCAGAGCAGCCUCUGUCCUGGCUGUGCCCAUCCUCACUAGAUUCCACCUGUGUGAGGCGUCGAACACAGGGGGAGGUGCUGCUUUGCUUCUUAAAUGGCACCUUCAUUCUCAGCUUUCAUUGACUUCAAGAUGCCUCUUCUACCUCUUCCAGGAAGCACAGGCCAGGGGAUCUAGGUUGGAGAGGGGGAGGAGAGGGCAGAUUCCUCCUGAGGUCAUGUGUUGUAAACAUAGAUGGUAGAGGAAUCCGGACCUGCCCUCACACUCACCGUCAUAGCCUCACACCAGGAAGACCCGUUUUGGCACAACUACACACAGAUGUGGUAGUGCCGGCCCUUUCCAGGCUGCUGGAAACCGUUCUUGCGCAUUGUUCUCACGUAGGGCAGAUUCUAGCACAUCAUGACAGUGGCUCAGAGCCCGGUCACGGCCGAGGGCAGGAGCCUGGUAGAGAUUGGGGUGGGGGUCAGGGGUUCUGCGGACUGGCUCAGAUUGAUUUGAGCUUUUACAUUCAAGCUGGUACAGGCUCGUGGGUUUCAGGCAGUUCUGUUCCUGCACUGGGGCCUUCAGGGAGCAGGGCCUUAGCAGCUCUUCCUCUGCAGGACACAGAUCUGGGGGAGGAUGGACUGUGGUAGAAACCAGCCCCAAGAUGUGGUGAAAUGGCUGGUGUUGUCUCUGAGGGCCCUGCCACUGGGUCUGGGCACAACCAUUGGAAUUCCUUGGAGCAUGGUUAAAUGCAAGUAUCUUGUGAAAGCUGCUGGGCUUCACUGCUAUCCAGCUGCAUCCAAGCCUGAGGCUGCUGACACUUGACACCAGGGGGCCGUUUAGUGCAGAGUGCCCACUUGUAUCUUGAGUGAAGAAGCAGGGCCUGGGAGUGGGGGGAGGGGGGAAGGGGCAGGAGCAAUACUGAGUGCCUGCAGUAUCUACUAUGUCGUCACUAUUCAGAACUUGUAAUUAAAAUAUUUAAACUGAUUUUAAAUGGAAAUUAAAGGGCAAAUGUUCUCAGACGGGC
Messenger RNA from Loxodonta africana (African savanna elephant), 2871 nucleotides. RefSeq names its product dihydrolipoamide S-succinyltransferase (gene DLST). The coding region runs from base 38 to 1441 and encodes 467 amino acids. NCBI's taxonomy places the organism in Eukaryota, Metazoa, Chordata, Mammalia, Proboscidea, Elephantidae. The record is from RefSeq and is a predicted model, not a curated record. Gene Ontology annotation, biological process: tricarboxylic acid cycle. The transcript has 15 exons. Gene Ontology annotation, cellular component: mitochondrion; oxoglutarate dehydrogenase complex. Gene Ontology annotation, molecular function: dihydrolipoyllysine-residue succinyltransferase activity.